Messenger RNA from Aphis gossypii (cotton aphid), 3029 nucleotides. RefSeq lists its product as uncharacterized. The transcript has 6 exons. NCBI's taxonomy places the organism in Eukaryota, Metazoa, Arthropoda, Insecta, Hemiptera, Aphididae. Bases 481 to 2310 code for a protein of 609 amino acids. The record is from RefSeq and is a predicted model, not a curated record.
UUACAUUAAAUAACAACACGAAGAGACGAACGCGCUAGCUUGUUUGUUAUUUUCAUCAUUCACAAUCGAUCUUUUGUAUUGAGACGGGGCCGCCCGAAUUCCACCCCACCGAGGGAAUAAAAUAUAUUGUGUGCAGCGGGUGGACCAGUGGCGAGUGGUAGUUGAAGGGGGUUAUGCGAGUAGUUGCCACGUUAACGAUACACGGUUUCCACCAAGGAAUUUACUCUCGGUGCAGACCACCCGAUGUUUUCGGCAGGGAGAUACCUGUAUAUGACUAUGUUGUUCAAAAUUCCACCAUUUGGGAGCGCUCAGUCACACAAGACGCAGACACCAGUCACCACUACAGGCAACAGUAUUCUCAUUUAUGUAGACAGGGUUCUAUCGAACGGUCACCUUCAGAAACCACCGCCGCCGACAAUAGGAAUUUCGUUUUUCUUGGUUUCUCGUUUUCCAUUCAACGCAAAAUAAUCAACAUCAAUUAUGGCAUCAAUAAAACACUUUAGAGGUUUCGCACGUAGUUUCAUGAUGACUCAUAAUCCUACUAAUGAAUCAGCACUAGUAUGUUUACGAGAAAUGAAUGAAAAUCGCAAAGAAAUUUAUAUUAAAAUUGCUGAAGGAACAAUAACUAAAGUUGAUGUGAUGCAUCAAUUGAAAAUCGAAAUGCAUAUAAUUGACCUUUUACUAAAGAAAAUUUAUGAUAAAAUAAAUGAAAAUAGAUGCAGUACAUUGAUCAAUAAUUCUGUAAAAAUUGUAACCGAACGCAUCUACGAUUUGUGGAACAUUAUAUAUUUAUUUUUCAACAUGGAAGAUGAAGAGGAACCUGCAUUUUUAAAAUCGUCAAAUAUAUUAAAGAUUCACUGCUCCUACUGCUAUGAUUGUAAUGCAUCAAUUCAGAAUAUCUUAAACAAUAUAGAGAUCACUUCAAAUGAAGAAAAUGCUAGUUUCAACUUUUCCUCGUCCGAUUUUAUCAAAAUCCUUCAAACAACAGGGUUUGUAGAUAAAACAUUGAUGAUAAGAAAAGUAUUUGAAAACAUAAUAAUCCAAGGAAGAGUAAUCUUAGCUCCUCGCAAGUAUGGAAAAUCGACAAAUCUAACUAUGCUUAAAUACUUCCUAGAAAUUCAGGUAGAUUCGUUGGGAAACCCAAUUUCAAAAGCAGACUCUGAAACACCAAUAACAGAUACUAGUAAUUAUGAACUAUUUAGAAACCUUAAGAUAAGUAGGGAAACUAAGAUAAUGAACCAGCACUUUGGAAAAUAUCCAGUUUUGUAUGCAAAGUUUAAAACAAAAGAUGAAAUAAAUUCUUAUUCAGAGGCUAUUGAUAAAGCUAAAGAAAUAAUUCACAAAUCCUUUGAAUUACAUAGUUAUUUAAAAAAAAGUACUAAAUUGAGUAAUAAACAGAGAGCUGUAAGUAAAUUUUGGUGUGACGGUACUAGAUAUAAAAUGGCUGUUUUUGAUGAUGUUUUAAUUGGUCUUAGAUCAUUGUGUAAAUUUUUAUCAAAGCAUUUUAAUAAACCGUGUUAUGUGCUUAUUGAUGAUCUCGACUCAUUUAUAGUAACAGAUACAGAUACUACAGCAGAUACUUUGGUUAAAGAGUAUACAUGUAUUUUUUCAUUUUUGAAGCAAUUUUUAUUAUUUUUAAAUAACAAAAAAUAUGUUUUUCAAGCUUUUAUGACUGGAAAAUCUUCCCUUGCUAUUCAUGGCAUACUUCCUGUAUGUAUAGAAAUGAAACAAUUCUAUAGCUGUCAUGAGUUUACUGAUUACUUUGGAUUAACUAAUGAUGAGUUAGAAUAUCUUUUUAGAAAACCAGAAUUUAUUAAUAUACAAAUAACAGUAAAAGAAGUAAAAGCUUAUUAUGGUGCUUAUAAUAAAUUUGCAGUAAAUGAAAAAAGAAAAAAUCAAAUAUAUUGUAUAUGGUCAAUUUUAAAUGCUCUAAAACGUAAAAAACUUGAUAACUAUUGGCGUGACUUUGGAACUUUUUUUCGUAACUUUUCAAAUAAACAUAUUAAAGCAAUAAUGCAAGACUUAGUGAUGACAGAAAAAGAUUUAGAUAUAACGUUAUUGAAUAUACAACAAUUUAUUGCUCGACCAAUCCCCCCUCUAAUUUUUAAAACAACUGAAGACAUCUAUUCUAAUAAAUUAUUAGAAUAUUUUUGCUAUAACAUGUUAGACUUAGGUUAUUUGACUUGCAAUAAAGCUCCAUUAGUGAUUCAAGUCUCAACAACUGAUAAAACAAAUUUUACAGCAAAUUUAAUAAUACCAAAUGAGGAAGUCAGGCAUGAUAUUAAAAAUAAAUUACUAUUGUUAUCUUAAAAACAUAUUUUGUUAUUUAAUCUAAUAAUAUAAGUACAUAUAUGUAAAUUCCUAUUUUAAAUAAUAUUUUGAUAUAUUUUCUAAGAUGUAUGAUAGAAAUCAUUUAACCCAAUAUGAUAAUUUUUUUUAUCCUAGUAAUUGUUAAGUAUCUUUUAAGAAAUCAAUAUUGUUUGUUAAAAUAAGUUUAUGUUAUAAUUUUUUUUUAUGGCCAGUGGCAUAACUGAGGGUCGGCAGACCCCGUGUUGCGGGGAGCCCAUAGUAAUUUGGGACCUUUGGUUAUAGGGUUAUAUUUGGUAAAACAAUAUAUUAGGGGCCCAUUUUUAACAUUUUUUAUUUUUGCGGGGGCCUCACUUUUUUUGUUCCUGCACUAUUCGUGGCUCAACAGUACAAUUAUUGUCAUAGAUUAUUAUAAAUCUAAUAAUCUUUAUAUUUAUAAGGAAAUUAUUCUUAUUUAUAAUUAAAAUAUUAUGUUAUCUUAUUUUUAAGAAAUAUAACUAUUGUUUUUGUAUAUACUAUAUAACAAGUAUUCAUAAUUUUGAUAUUACAGUAUAAAAUCAUGCACUAGUAUAAUUAUGUAUAUAUAUCAUCUUAAAAUAUAAUAUAAAUACUUAUUUAUGCAAUUAAUAUUUUAAGUAUUGUAAUAGCUAAUAUACAAAAAUAGGGCAUUUAUAUAAGUGUUUGGAAAUCAAAGUUCAUUUAUAUCAAGUAUAUUUUACUUU